CCCGGAGCUGGUUAUUGACUGGUCCGUGGUUGGUUACUGAAAGAACUAAACAGAACAAAAUGCGAAUAGUAACUUAGAUCGAUUAGUGGAAGCAUGGGAGGAAGACAUACGUUACACAUUGUGGGUGCAGUUUUAAUUUUAAUACAAGCAACAUGUUGUCUUCAAGUGAAAAAAUUCCCCUUACUUAUGCCCAAUGUCUAUCCUGACAGGGAAGAAUCAUACUUCUGCACUCCCGUACGCGUAGUCCCUGACAAAAGUUUUUACAUCGUCGGUUUUGAGCCCGUUGCGACAAUGGAUGUCGUCCACCACAUGAUUGUUUUUGGAUGCUCAAAACCUGGAACUACUGAUCCGUUUUGGGAUUGCGGGGAAAUGGCGUCGGAUUCUAGUUCAACUUUACGAAAAGCUAAUCCUUGCGCAGAAGGCUCAAAUGUAAUUUAUGCCUGGGCUUUGAAUGCAAAACCACUGCAACUUCCCGAAAACGUUGGCUUUCAAGUCGGGGAAGGUUCAAAAAUUCAGUACUUAGUCCUACAAAUUCAUUACUCCAAGAAAUUUAAAGAAAAUGAAAGUGAUAACUCCGGCUUGAAUCUCAUAUACACGGAGGAACCACAAAGUAAAUUAGCUGGAGUUUUGUUGCUGGGAACUGGCGGUGCUAUUCCUCCCCGUUCUGUAACACACAUGGAGACGCUCUGUCAAAUUAGGGAGAAGAAAACUAUUUAUCCCAUUGCCUAUAGAACGCAUACGCACAGUUUGGGCCAAGUUGUGUCCGGUUACAGUGUACGUAGGGACAAAUCUGGGGUCGACCAUUGGUCACUUUUAGGGAAACGCAACCCUAACACGCCCCAAAUGUUUUAUCCAAUUUUUAACAAAGGCCCGAUACGAUACGGAGACCGACUUGCGGCUAGAUGCACGAUGGAUAGCACUAACCGUACCGACUACACUAUCGUAGGCCCUAAACAUGAUAAUGAAAUGUGCAAUUUUUACAUAAUUUAUUACGUGGAGGAAGGCACACCACUGGACAUGAAAUAUUGCAUAUCUGAAGGACCACCUUAUUUUUACUGGCGCAACGAGGAAAACGACUUGAAUAACAUUCCAGAUGACGAGGCAUCCAAUUUAAUUUAAACGACCAAAGCAGUUGUGACAAUUCAUAGUCGAAAAAAUACGAAAAAUAUAUCUCAUAUCGUGUUAUA
Messenger RNA from Tribolium castaneum (red flour beetle), 1187 nucleotides. RefSeq names its product Peptidylglycine-alpha-hydroxylating monooxygenase (gene Phm). Gene Ontology annotation, molecular function: oxidoreductase activity, acting on paired donors, with incorporation or reduction of molecular oxygen, reduced ascorbate as one donor, and incorporation of one atom of oxygen; copper ion binding. Lineage: Eukaryota; Metazoa; Arthropoda; Insecta; Coleoptera; Tenebrionidae. The transcript is spliced from 9 exons. The coding region runs from base 94 to 1119 and encodes 341 amino acids. The record is from RefSeq and is a predicted model, not a curated record. Gene Ontology annotation, cellular component: extracellular region; membrane. Gene Ontology annotation, biological process: peptide metabolic process.